Messenger RNA from Gossypium raimondii (Peruvian cotton), 1424 nucleotides. Its product is annotated as cytochrome b561 domain-containing protein At4g18260. The transcript has 4 exons. The record is from RefSeq and is a predicted model, not a curated record. NCBI's taxonomy places the organism in Eukaryota, Viridiplantae, Streptophyta, Magnoliopsida, Malvales, Malvaceae. The coding region runs from base 260 to 1051 and encodes 263 amino acids. Gene Ontology annotation, molecular function: transmembrane monodehydroascorbate reductase activity.
AAGCACCAUCAUUUGCCCAUGCUUUUAAACUCUUUAAACCAAUACUGAAUGUUAGGUUUACACUUGCACACCUUCCUUUUCGUUUUUCACUAAUCAUACCACAUUAACUUCUUUAUACAAAGAGAGUUUUAUAAACCAGCUUUCCUCUCCAUUUGCUCUAAUGGCCACUCUUGAAUGAGCCUUUCUUUAUCUCCAGUUUCUGUGUUUGUAAAAGCUUUUAAGUUCUUUUGCUGUAUUGCUUGGAAUUGAUACAUUGAAGAUGCAAAUUUCUGAUCAUAUGCUAAGAUCUUUUACCAUUACUGCAUUAGCUUAUGUUUUCCUUUUACCACUUGUUUCUUGCUCAUCCCAUGGAGAGAUUAUCAGCAAUCACACCAGCAUUAAGGAAAAUUUGCAUAAGACGAGUCCUCAAAUGACAUCUUAUAUCGCUGUUCAUGGCUUUAUCCUCUGGGUUUCCAUGGGGUUCUUAAUGCCUGUUGGUAUACUUACUAUUAGAAUGGCCAACAAAGAGGAAGGUGGUAGAAGGGUUAAAGUUUUAUUCUAUCUUCAUGCAAUAUUUCAGACACUUGCAGUGCUGCUUGUAACUGUUGGAGCUGUAAUGUCCAUAAAGAACUUUGAGAAUUCAUUCAACAACCACCACCAAAGACUAGGUCUGGCUCUUUAUGUUGCCAUUUGGAUGCAAGCUUUGAUUGGAAUUUUCAGGCCUCCUAGAGGAAACAAAAGAAGAAGUAAAUGGUACUUGACACAUUGGAUUCUUGGAACAGUGAUAUCAAUGGUGGGGAUCAUUAACAUCUACACAGGUCUAGAAGCCUACCAUAAGAAAACAUCAAAAAGUACAGGAAUUUGGACCAUACUUUUGACAGCUCAAGUCUCAUUCAUUGCUUUGUUUUACCUCUUCCAAGACAAAUGGGAGCAUAUACAAAAGCAAGCCUCCCACCCACCCCUACCCUCUGAUCAAGAGAAUGUAAUUGUAGUCACUCAAAGGGUUAACCAAAAGGUGAUGUUGCCUCAACCAUGUGCCAAACGUAAUGCACUGACCAAUUUGUUUGACUAACUCUGGAUUCUUUUAAUGCGUUUCAAACUCCCCUCUGUGUCUAUCUAAGUAGUCAAAAAGUUUUCAUACUCCACUUUUUGAUGCCUUUGAUGCUAUAGAGAAAAGCAAACACACACUCCUUGAUGAACAGUUUUGAUGGAGUGUAUAUGCUUCAAAAAGUAGAGUAUGAUCAGGAACUUUGUCUUUUCUUUUUUUAUCAUAGAUAUUCAUUUUUAUUGUGGUGAAAAUUUGGAUUUUUGGGUUGGGGUUUAUAAGAAAAAUGAAAAAAAAAUGGAAAUGGUAUAUAUAUAGUGUGAUUAUGUUUGAGAAAUGUAAUUAACUUUUGUAAAUUUGUUAUACAUGGAUGCUAAUGGAUGUAGGAGUGAAUUAUAAA